Moneuplotes crassus is the source of this 782-nucleotide messenger RNA. NCBI's taxonomy places the organism in Eukaryota, Ciliophora, Spirotrichea, Euplotida, Euplotidae. The record is from the annotation of a GenBank genome assembly.
CUUAUAUAGUGACUAAAUAAAGUAUCUAAUAAGGUUAACCAGAGUUUAUGGUGUGCUAUAACAGAAGCAAAAUUUUUGGAGCUCACUCAGGAUGGAAAUAAGAGACUCUGGCAGAGAAUUGCUAAGGAAAUGAACAAUUUUGUGAAAAAUGAUCCCAGAUAUAGCCUCAUAGAUUCUUUUGAUGAGUUUCAGUGUCGGUAUAAAUAUCAAAGAUUGAUUUUUUAAGGAGGAGCGAGAGUCAGGAAAAUUUCUGGAAAAGGGAGGAAAAAGAUCAAAGAUUAAAAGAAAAAGGUUGAUAAUACAUUCUCCUCUUAACAAACCUUUAAAUUUACUGGAGAGUUAUCCAUCUCAGAUAAAGAAGAGCAGGAGUAUCAGCACAGAGUUAAACAGCUCAAAGUGUCUGUUCCCUAAUCUAAAUGAUUGCUCCAGGGCUUGAGAAGAUAGUCAAAUUACUUCAGGGUAAACAACAAAUUUAUUUCUUUACAGAGAAUGAUCAUGAACAAUAUGAAUAUUUUUGGCCUCCUUUUUAGCUAAUCGAAGCAAUAUCUUUGAUUAAGAGAAAUAUCUUAGUCCUUGAUCAAGGAUAUGCUUGCGAUCAGCAAGAUUAAUAACGAGAUAGUCUUUUAUCUCCUUGUUUAAGAGAAUAUUUAGUAGUGGGUCAUAAGAUGAUGAGCUUAGCUCUUAAAUAAAAAGCAGUUGAAUGGUAAGAUCAUUGUAUAUUUCAUCCAUCUGCCUAUAUUUAACAUCUAAUUUCUCCACAACAUUGCUAAAACAUCUCACCU